AUGGACGAACACUACGUCAAGUCGGCGCGCUCAGGUGAACCCGAAGGCGCUCCGUACGCUGCGCAUGUUGACACUCCGGCAGAUACUUCGACUCCAAGCGCGCUGAGUCCGACCGGAACUUGGACCACCGGCCUGUUCGGCUGCUUCACUGACGUCGUCCCCAACUGCGCGAUGGUAACGUUCUGUCCGUGCGUCUCGGUCGCCCAAGUCGCGUCCAAGCUCGAGGUCAUGGAGAAGUUUUCUGCCAAGGUCAGGUUGACUCCAUACUGGCUCGCGCUCGCGUCGUCGCUCGUCGUCGUCGUGGGGCAGUACGUGAUGCUGGCGCUGUUUAUCAACGAGGUGGCGGAGAUCCUCACGAGCGACUCGGUGGUCUGGGGCUACAUCAAGUACAAGUAUCACCACUGGGGCGAGGACGACACGUGGUACAUCUACCUCAUUCUGGCAGGAGUCUGCUACGUGUUCAUCUCGAUCCACGUCUGGCAGCUCCGCGCGAAGGCACGUCGAGAGCUCCAGAUCCGCGGCAACUGGGUCGAGGACUGCUGGUCGUCGCUGUGGUGUCCGUGCUGCGCGCUGGCCCAGACCGCCACCCAGGUCAAGAGCUAUACGCCCGGCAGCUGCAGCUUUGGACCCCCACCAGCGGACACCUUGCCGCCGUAUUCGCAGCACUAG
This is a messenger RNA of Phytophthora sojae, 669 nucleotides long. RefSeq lists its product as hypothetical. The record is from RefSeq and is a predicted model, not a curated record. NCBI's taxonomy places the organism in Eukaryota, Oomycota, Peronosporomycetes, Peronosporales, Peronosporaceae. The transcript has a single exon. Bases 1 to 669 code for a protein of 222 amino acids.